Messenger RNA from Ectocarpus sp. CCAP 1310/34, 2013 nucleotides. NCBI's taxonomy places the organism in Eukaryota, Phaeophyceae, Ectocarpales, Ectocarpaceae. The record is from the annotation of a GenBank genome assembly.
CCGCUGGCCAAAAAAGCUGUCGACAUUCCAUUUGCUGCUCAGCUUUGCAACCCGCGAUGUCUCGACCAGCAGUGAGCAUUCGUGUUAGGGGGAGAGAUGAGACCACGCUGGAAGUCCAGUUCGACGAUGCGGAGACCGUGGCGGACUUUAAGACUCGGGUGUUCGGCGAUGUCAUCGGAGAAGGCAAAAGGUGCCGGUUGAUCGCAAGCGGCAAGGAGCUGCAAGACUCACAGAAGAUGGGCUCUUACCGCAUACAAGAGGGCUCAUGCAUGCACGUCAUGAUUAGCCAGAGGGGGUCGGUGGCAGGCGCCGCACAAGGGUCUCCGGGUGCUGCUGCAGUACCACAAGCAGCAGGAUCGACAUCGUCAUCUCGGGGCGUUGGUCGAGGGGCUGGGUCUGCGAUACUGUGCGCGCUUACCCUGGGGAUGGUUAUGGCCGCGUGGACGGUCUACAUGGUGUUUCCGGAGCUGUUUUCGUGCGGGGCGACGUGUCUCCUCCUGCUGCUCACGCUGCUGCAGCUAGCGGCGACGCUCCCCAUCCUCAAGCAGGCCUUGUUGGCGGCCCUCGGGACUUGUUGGUGGAGACCAUCGGUGACCCGCCGACCAUCCAGCGUUCCCGGCAGACGAAGGCAGUGACAAGCGAUUACCUUGGAGGAAACGCUGCCAAUAAUAGCGGGCGGAACUACUAUUUGGCUGGACGUGGUCUACAGCAGCUGUAGAUCAUCUCGGCGUUUGCUGGACGAUACGAGGCGCUGACACGGGACGAGCUGUACAGAGGCGGCGGGCUGCGUCCAGCAGACUCGUCGUCUCCGGCUCGUAUUUCGGGGCGUGAGCCAUGUAGUGUGCAUUGUAUAUGUGGAGCGACACCCCGGCAGAACCGGGGUGGAUUUUUCCGUGCAUGACGCUUCGAAAGAAGCAGGCGUUAGAACGAGGCGACCCGGGAUAGCUGCCGCUGAUGUAUUACAGCUUCUGGCGGCUUUGAGGAAGAAAAAUCCGCUGUGUUCUUCUAGAGCUUUCCCAACCGUGUAGGCGGUGGAGCUCGGUACGCUAUGUUCGUUCCGUAGUAUUUAGUGCGGCGUAUCGACAAACGCUGUCCACCCCGGGCGGUGGACGUACGUGUGAGCCUACGUGUUGGGGGGCGAGCAUAGCGCUUGUGAGGUGAUGGUGUGUUCGAUUGUUGUGGAUAGUGGAAGUACUUGUAAAAAAGUGCACGACUUUGAAGGACGCCGUUUGAGAGACGCGUGUUUUCGCAUUCUUCGAAGGCAUUUUUUUGUUUUUCGUGGAGCCUUGCGCCUUGUUUGGCGACAGGGCGGGGGUUGACCGCUCGGGGUAUCAAUAUUUGGAAGGGAGAAGACAUUGCAACCGCCGUGCUUCAGGUAUGAAACGUACUGCCCUGAUGCAGGCGAGCGACAAGAGACGGUUUCGCUGUUGCGACUUUUACGUUUGAUGGGGGGUUUCCACUCGGGCGAGUGAAUAAAUCGGUGCAAGCGACCCAUUCAUGUAGGAAAAGAGAGGAGGCUUACUUGCCGGACAUGGGAGGGCCCGAGCGGGGUGUCUGGGGAGCGGACCGGCUGGCGUUGGUAGCUAAGUUGUUGCUCAGGGCACCUCUUGAACUCGCGUCGUGAUGUGGGCACCGCAGCUGCAUCAAUUUUAGAUUUGAAGGGCGGCCCUGCUUCAGUCUAUCGUCGGUGUUGUAUAGUUUUUUUUGUACAGGAUAGAAUACGUUACCUUCCAUGCUACAGCAGUAUGCAAUCCUGCCUGAGGCGGACUGACGGCGUUUGACAUUUUUCUCCGAUGGUGUUUGGUGGAGAGCAAGCUAUAUGACUUUUGGUUCCUGUAUCCUGUAUAGGCCCAUGAGUCCCAAAGCUCCCUUACGCGGAGGGGAGGAAGUAGAACAGCGUCUGGGUCGUAUCCCACACCCCUUAACGGUCUUCGUUGGCCCAUGCAGGGAUAAGGGACAUAUCAAACGACUCCAGACAAAUUGAUUGGUCUAGCAUCGAACCGUGCUUAUUCG